This is a messenger RNA of Candoia aspera, 3480 nucleotides long. It is a transcript of the gene ZDHHC3, whose product is annotated as zinc finger DHHC-type palmitoyltransferase 3. NCBI's taxonomy places the organism in Eukaryota, Metazoa, Chordata, Lepidosauria, Squamata, Candoiidae. The coding region runs from base 315 to 1295 and encodes 326 amino acids. Gene Ontology annotation, molecular function: palmitoyltransferase activity. The record is from RefSeq and is a predicted model, not a curated record. The transcript is spliced from 8 exons.
CCGGUUCUGGGGAAGCGGAGGGCGAGGGCGUGGCGAUUUCGACGUUACUCACUUCCUGGUUUCUCCCUUUCCCUUCUCAGCGCGAAUGGGGGAGCUGCGAAAGGAUAAGGCUUAGCCUCGUCUCUCAGCAAGGAGCCCCGGGCCGGGAGUCGAAGUGCUGGUUUCCCCGUCUGGCUGGCAGGCGAAUGGAACGCUGUGCUGGGCGGCGGAAGGUCGAGCCGGGAGGCGCGGGCCGCUGGCAGAGCGGGGGCGGCGGCAGCGGCAAGCGUGUUGCUUCAUCUUCAGCCUGGAUCCAAGAAUGGACAUUAUAACCUAUGAUGAUUACUCCAGUCCACCGCUUCAGAGAUAUUGAGAGGAAACCGGAAUAUCUUCAGCCGGACAAGUGUGUCCCACCUCCCAGCCACGGUUCCUCAGGAACAAUGUGGUUUAUUCGAGAUGGCUGUGGUAUUGCCUGUGCAGUUAUCACCUGGUUCCUGGUCUUCUAUGCUGACUUUGUAGUCAUCCUUGUAAUGCUGCUUCCAUCAAGAGACUAUAUUUACAGUGUGAUCAAUGGAAUAAUUUUUAAUACUUUGGCAUUCCUGGCUCUGGCUUCACAUUUGAGAGCAAUGUUAACAGAUCCAGGUGCAGUGCCCAAAGGUAAUGCCACAAAAGAAUUCAUAGAGAGCUUACAGCUGAAGCCAGGACAAGUUGUUUAUAAGUGUCCAAAAUGCUGUAGCAUCAAACCAGACAGAGCGCACCACUGCAGUGUUUGUAAGAGAUGUAUACGGAAAAUGGAUCACCACUGCCCAUGGGUUAAUAACUGUGUAGGAGAGAAUAACCAGAAAUACUUUGUACUGUUUACAAUGUAUAUAGCACUAAUUUCUCUGCAUGCGCUGAUCAUGGUUGGAUUUCACUUCCUAUAUUGUUUGGAAGAAGACUGGACAAAAUGCAGUUCUUUCUCUCCGCCAACUACUGUGAUCCUUCUGAUCCUCUUGUGUUUUGAGGCUCUCCUUUUUCUCAUUUUCACAUCCGUAAUGUUUGGAACGCAGGUACAUUCCAUCUGCACUGAUGAAACGGGUAUAGAACGGCUUAAAAAAGAGCAGCCAACUUGGGAAAAAGCCAGCGGCUGGGAAGGGAUGAAACUGGCUUUCGGGGGUAAUUUUUCACUGCGAUGGUUCAGUCCCUUUUCAGACCUGAAUUGCAAGAAGGCUCCACCAGCUGGGACUGCUACAGUUGCUCCGUCAGAGAUGGCUGUGCAAGAAGCCUUCGAACCAUUUUAUGAUCCAAUGGUGGUUGUGGAAGUAUUAAGUGAUUAAUAUAAAGCAGUGUUUCUGCUUGGCUGGCUGGGGAAUUCUGGAAGUUGAAGUCCACACAUCUUCUAACUGCCAAGGUUGAGAAACACUGAUAUAAAGUAUCUUUACAAAUGUCUGUUCUUUCACCAUUUGUGCACUGGAGAGUUAGCUUUAAGGUACCACUGAUGCAUGAAACCAUGGAAGCUUUCCUCUUCCUCUAGCUAAGGACCUCACUAAGCAAAGAUAAUGCAACUACUUUCCCACACUAUUUAACUGAUGAUGGGUUAACUAUGCUUCAUUAAUUGUACUGCGGAAAAGUAAACUUACCAUCUAGAUUGGACAGCUUCUAAAAAUGUGCAGUAAGAAUGCUGUUUAGGAGAAAACUGCCAAACUUGGUUUAAGGAUCUAGUUAGAUAUAAGGAGUGUGAUUUCUCAAGAUUUAAAGACUGGCCAAGGACAAAAAUCUAAGUCCAGCAAUGUAAUUCUGGCCCAUAAAAUUCUUGCUCAAGUUCAAUGUGUUCAUUUUAAGUGGCCUCUUCAGGAAGUAUAUAUGUGCUAUAAAUGAUUGUUUUUGCCACAAAUGAUAGUUCUAUUGUAAUCAGAACUACAAAAUUUAGAUAUAAUGGCCACUUCUCAGCUAAAUCAGUAUUGGUUGCUACAGAAAAGCUCAGGAUAGGGAAUAAUUGUAAGAAAUAGUUGGACAGUUGUAGACAAAAGCUAAAUGAGGUUAUCAUUCUUUCAUUGUUUGAAAGUCAUUAGAUUGUUUACUUACAAAUGUUCAAUUGAUCUCAUUUUAGCGACUUGCGUAAACAAGCAGUUUUGUGAUUUGCUCAUGCAAUCCUUAAAACUCCCCAUCUGAAGCAUUGCUAAUUAUAAACAGGGGUUCUCUCCUAGUAUAUGUAAUUGGAAGCUGGCGUAUGUGUCUCUGAAGUCUGUGCUCAUGUGUGUGAUUGAGAAACUGAGGACAUGCAUAUAUCUAGCAAUCAGUUGUCUUACUGCAUGGAUUUGGCUAAUGACAUGGCAAGCCCACGAGUGAAUUCUCUUGUACAUCUUAAAAGCAGACCCAUUAACUUCAGUGUUUACAGAUACAGUGUGUUCUUAAUGAAAAUGCUAUGGACAGGGUUGUUGGGGAUAUUUCAGGACUCAUUUCAGGUGUGGAAACAACAGUGCUGCAAAACACUGUUCAGGUUUGGCAAUGAUGGUUAUCUCUGGGAAAAGAGACAGAGGAGUCCCCAUGUAAGGGAAGACUAUUACAGUUAGGAAUAUGAAGGCAAAUCCUUAAGGGACCAAGGAGAUUCCUCAAUAUUUUACUUUAAUCUUUGGUGCUCUUUUAUAUAAUCUAUCACAGAUACCUGCCUUAUGCUGCUUCACACUUGAGAUAGCACUCGUGAGCUCUCCUAGCAUUUCAGCUACUACAUUUUGUAAAAUGGCAUAGGGGAAAAUCACUGACAGUUGGGUAAGUUUAAUAUGCCUAAAAUCCAAAGAAUUAUCUAAGUUCUUUGCUGUCUAGAAUAGUGUUUCUCAAACUUGGCAACUUGAAGAUGUAUGGACUUCAACUCCCAGAGUUCCCCAGCCAACAUACUGGCUUGCCACCCUUGCUAAGGUUGAGAAACACUGGUCUAGAGAAGUUUCAGUCCUAUGUUGCUUAAACUCCCUCUCUUGCAGCUUUCCCUAGCCAGUGCCUUCCGGAUGUGUUGUACUUCAAUUCCCAAAAUUCUCAGAACACGUGGCAUUUGGUGCAGCAUCGAGAGAGCAAAUAUGCAAAACCAAUACUCUACUGCUUCACUAUGGCUCUUCCCCAAUAGCAAAUGGGGGAGGUGGGCUGACAAAAGGGGAGGAGCAACUGCACCAGUCUUGGAAUCUCAGGAAAGGGAGAGGUCCUCCAGGGCAGGAUCUCCAAAUUGCAACCAGGAAAUCCUAAGUAUCAGUUAAUUGAAGGACUUGCUAUACCAGCUUGCACAUUGCAUUAAAUCUGGUUGGCUUUGGCCUAGGCUUAGCAUGUUUAUGUGAACACAGGCAUUAUGAUUUGUAAACCGCAGUUUAUGGCUUAGCAUGAGGGUGCCAAGUUUGUUCUCAGCUAAGGGCUGUGUGAUGCCAAAGGCUGCACCCCAAAAAGUUGCAGAGGGCAAGGAUAAAAGCUACAUUUGAUGUCAUUUCAUGUACAUUUAAUUACAAUUACUGUAAAUACAAAUCAUGUGAUUACUCUAAA